Messenger RNA from Phycodurus eques (leafy seadragon), 1878 nucleotides. It is a transcript of the gene cct4, whose product is annotated as chaperonin containing TCP1, subunit 4 (delta). Gene Ontology annotation, cellular component: chaperonin-containing T-complex. The record is from RefSeq and is a predicted model, not a curated record. Gene Ontology annotation, biological process: protein folding. The transcript has 13 exons. Gene Ontology annotation, molecular function: ATP binding; ATP hydrolysis activity; ATP-dependent protein folding chaperone. Lineage: Eukaryota; Metazoa; Chordata; Actinopteri; Syngnathiformes; Syngnathidae. The coding region runs from base 172 to 1782 and encodes 536 amino acids.
CAUCUUUGUGCGCCCUCUUCACUGCUGGCUCUGGAAGCUUCCGAAGUGGGCUGGGUGGACAUUUCAAAAUCCUCCUCCAUCCCAGGUCAAGAGUAGUUGUUUCACCGGCGGGACACAUCUGUCCUGUUCUGAAGGUUCCCUCCGACAUUUUCCAUCGAUUAUAAAGUUGCGAUGCCCGAAGCGAUGGCUGUACUGAAGGCUUCAAACGUAGGCAAAAACAAAGGAGGGGUGUAUGUGGAUCGCGACAAGCCGGCUCAAAUCCGCUUCAGCAACAUCUCUGCCGCGAAAGCUGUGGCAGACGCCAUCAGAACCAGCCUGGGGCCCAAAGGCAUGGACAAGAUGAUCCAGGAUGAGAAAGGCGACGUGACCAUCACCAACGACGGGGCCACCAUCUUGAAGCAGAUGCAGGUGCUGCACCCCGCCGCCAAGAUGCUGGUGGAGCUGUCCAAAGCUCAGGACAUUGAGGCGGGUGAUGGCACCACCUCGGUGGUUGUGAUCGCCGGCGCCCUCUUGGAUGCCUGCUCUAAACUGCUCCAGAAAGGCAUCCAUCCCACCAUCAUAUCGGAGUCAUUCCAGAAGGCGGUGGACAAAGGCGUGGAGGUGCUGACGGCCAUGAGCCGGCCGGUGGAACUGAGCGACCGUGAGACGCUGCUCAACAGCGCCACCACGUCGCUGUGCUCCAAGGUGGUGUCGCAGUACUCCAGCCUGCUGGCGCCAAUGAGCGUGGACGCCGUCAUGCAUGUUAUCGACCCCGCCACCGCCACCGGUGUCGACCUGCAGGACAUCAAAGUCAUCAAGAAGCUCGGGGGCACCAUUGAUGACUGCGAGCUGGUGGACGGGCUGGUGCUGACCCAGAAGGUGGCAAGUGCCGGCUUCAGCCGAGUGGAGAAGGCCAAGAUCGGCCUGAUCCAGUUCUGCUUGUCUCCGCCCAAAACUGAUAUGGACAACCAGAUCGUGGUGUCGGACUAUGCUCAGAUGGACCGUGUGCUACGUGAGGAGCGCGCGUACAUCCUCAACAUGGUCAAGCAGAUCAAGAAGGCAGGCUGCAACGUGCUGCUCAUCCAGAAGUCCAUCCUCAGGGACGCCCUGAGCGACCUAGCCCUGCACUUCCUCAACAAGAUGAAGAUUAUGGUGGUGAAGGAGAUUGAGAGGGAAGAUAUUGAGUUCAUCUGCAAGACAAUCGGCACCAAGCCCAUCGCCCACAUCGACCACUUCACUCCUGAGAUGCUCGGCACCGCAGAGAUGGCGGAGGAGGUCCACCUGGAUGGCUUGGGCAAGCUUAUCAAGAUCACCGGCUGUGCCAAUCCCGGAAAGACGGUGAGCAUCGUGGUGAGAGGCUCCAACAAGCUGGUGAUCGAGGAGGCCGAGAGAUCCAUCCACGACGCCCUCUGCGUCAUCCGAUGCCUGGUCAAAAAGAGGGCGUUGAUUGCGGGCGGUGGCGCGCCUGAGAUCGAGCUGGCGGUGCGGCUGGCCGAGUACUCGCGCACACUGGCCGGCAUGGAGGCGUACUGCGUGCGGGCGUACGCUGACGCCCUAGAAGUGAUCCCGUCCACGCUGGCCGAGAACGCUGGCCUCAACCCCAUCUGCACCGUCACCGAGCUACGCAACAGGCACGCCCAGGGAGAUAAGAUGGCUGGCAUCAAUGUGCGCAAGGGUGGUAUUUCCAACAUCCUGGAGGAGCUGGUGGUGCAGCCGUUAUUGGUGUCCAUCAGCGCGCUCACCUUGGCCACCGAGACGGUCCGCAGUAUCCUCAAGAUCGACGAUGUGGUGAACACCCGAUAAGGCGCUUGCUUGGCGAGGGUCUGAUGAUUCGCCAGCUUGUGUUACUGAUGCUCUUGAUAGGUUGCAUAAGUUAAUAAAAGACUCUUUGCGAUAUUA